Messenger RNA from Linum tenue, 4441 nucleotides. Lineage: Eukaryota; Viridiplantae; Streptophyta; Magnoliopsida; Malpighiales; Linaceae. The record is from the annotation of a GenBank genome assembly.
UCCAAGGCCACAUAUAAAACAUUACCCGCUGCCCAAAAAUUCGAAACGAAAAGAAGGGUGAAAAGGCUCGAGCGAGCAGCGGCAGCGGUUACGGCGGCUUUCUUGUAGCAGAGCAGAAGAACAAUUUUCAACGCGCUCAACAACAACCACGGCUACGAAAUACUCCGACGACGACCGCUACUAACCUUCCACCACUGUAGCUGACUGAAAACUUCUCUUCAUUCUCUCCUUCCCCGGCUUCUUCCGAAGCUUGUUUUGGAGGUUUUCGAUUCUGGAAAUUGUUGCUUACGGUAACGUCAAAGCGGUACAGUUAUCUCCUGCCUGUGUUCUGAUUUCAUCAGGAUUUGUUUUUGUUUCCGAGCAAACUCUGGUUUCCUUUUUUUGGUUCGACUUUGGAUUAUCUGUUGACUUUAUGAGUUCUGUACGUCAUUGAUUUGUGACUGUAUACAAUAGUGAAUAGUUGAUCAUCAAUGGAGGGUGUAAGCUUGUGAAAUUUUCUUGGUCCUAACAGUUAGAUUGUUAGAAAUGGAAGAAUAUGCAAAUAAUGGUGGAUUCUUCUGUGUUUCUUUACUCCUCCGUGUGCUUUGUUUUGGUUGAAGGGAACGGUGGCGUUCAAGUGUUACGUGAUCGGGGUAGAUAUCCCUAUUGAAAACCUGAGAUCUGAUUGUUUAGAGGAACUGGUUUAUCUUUCAGGCAUUAUGCAUGUCUGAUCCAGUGGCCACCGUGGUUGAUGUGCCAAGAGGACUUAAUUUGGCUGACAGAACAAAAUCUGUUGAUGCAAUAUCCAGCAGGGACUUCUCAUCUCUAUCUGUCAACGGAGAAGUACCCCACAGAUUCUCCGAGAGCCCCUCGUUCAGAAUCGGUGAGCUUUUUCUCACCAAUGGGGAAUCAUAUUUCGGUUCAUUGCUGGGAAAUGUACCGGAGGGUAAGGGCAAGUAUGUCUGGUCAGAUGGUUGUAUUUAUGAAGGUGAAUGGAGACGUGGGAUAAGGAGUGGGGUUGGGAAAAUCCAGUGGCCUUCAGGAGCUGCCUAUGAAGGCGAAUUCUCAGGUGGUUAUAUGCAUGGUGCUGGUAGCUACAUUGGUGCAAAUAACAUUACAUACCGAGGGAGAUGGCGGUUGAACCUCAAGCAUGGGUUGGGAUAUCAAGUUUAUCCUAAUGGAGAUGUCUGCGAAGGGUCUUGGCUACAAGGAACACCAGAAGGACCCGGGAAGUACACAUGGGCUAAUGGAAACGUCUACAUGGGGAACAUGAAAGGAGGGAAAAUGACCGGGAAAGGGACUUUCACUUGGGUGAACGGGGAUUCAUUUGAAGGAAGCUGGUUAAAUGGUAUGAUGCAUGGAUUCGGAGUGUAUACUUGGAAUGAUGGUGGUUGCUAUGUUGGCACUUGGAGCCAUGGUGUGAAGGAUGGGAAAGGAUCGUUCUACCCCAGUGGCAGUCGGUUUCCUUCAGUACAAGAACGAUACCUCAAUGCACUUAGGAAAAGAGGGCUGCUCCCUGAUAUGAGAAAGCAGAACCAAGCACAUAUACGUCAUGCUUCUUCAGUGGGCAUGAGGAGUAUGAAGGCUGGUAGAGAUCAAAGGUCCCAUCGUGAUUCGUCAGGUAAUUUAACCAAGGGAAGCUUGAUGAGCUUGCAGCAGCAAUCUCAUAACAAGAAUGUGUCGUUAGAAAGACGGUGGAGCCUUGAGGUAUCGAUUGAACAGGUGAUGGGACAUGAUUCAUCGAUUGAGUCAUCUGAAUUUGAUGGAUCUAGCCUCCCACCGAUCCUGGAAAGAGAAUAUAUGCAAGGUGUUCUGAUUAGUGAGAUUGUACUGAAUGACGACUUUUCAUCAAUGUCCAGAAGGGCAAAGCGCAAGCAAAAGAAGUUUGUUAGGGAGAUCAAGCGACCUGGUGAAACUAUACUUAAAGGGCACCGUAGUUAUGAUUUGAUGCUCAGUUUGCAGCUUGGUAUCAGGUAUACAGUAGGGAAAAUUACUCCUGUACAGAGACGAGAAGUCCGCGCAUCCGAUUUUGGUUCAAGGGCGAGUUUUUGGAUGCAUUUCCCAAAGGAUGGAUCUCAGUUGACACCUCCUCAUCACUCAGACGAUUUUAAGUGGAAGGAUUACUGCCCUAUGGUUUUUAGGAAUUUGAGGGAGAUGUUCAAGAUCGAUGCUGCUGAUUACAUGAUGUCUAUAUGUGGCAAUGAUGGUCUUAGGGAACUCUCUUCGCCGGGAAAAAGUGGGAGCAUUUUCUUCUUGUCUCAUGAUGACCGCUUCAUGAUUAAGACGCUCAGGAAGUCUGAAGUCCAGGUACUUCUGAAAAUGCUCCCUGAUUACCAUCAUCACGUAAGAACAUAUGAAAACACACUCAUAACGAAGUUUUUUGGGCUUCAUAGGAUCAAACCUACAAGUGGUCAGAAGUUUCGUUUCGUGGUUAUGGGAAACAUGUUCUGCACUGAAUUGAGGAUCCAUCGGAGGUUUGAUCUGAAAGGUUCCUCACUAGGGCGAUCCUCAGAGAAAAUAGAAAUCGAUGAGAACACUACUCUCAAGGAUUUGGAUCUGAACUACAGCUUCUAUUUGGAACCUACUUGGCGAGAAUCUUUACUAAAGCAGAUAGAGACAGACAGCAAAUUUUUGGAAGCACAGCAUAUCAUGGAUUAUAGCCUUCUAUUAGGUGUGCAUUACAGAGCACCGCAGCACCUUCGGCCCUUCACGUCACUUCAGAAGAACGAAGGCUUAGGAGUUCUGGCCGAGGAAGUUAACUAUUGUGCAUUGUCAGACACCAUCGAUGAUGAAACAUACCCACAAGGUCUAGUCCUCAUCCCUCGAGGAGAGGACGAUGGCAGUGUCGUUGUUGGUCCUCACAUCAGAGGCAGCCGAUUGAAAGCCUCAGGUGAUGAGGAAGUUGAUCUCCUUCUUCCUGGCACUGCAAGGCUUCAGAUCCAGCUUGGGGUUAACCUGCCAGCAAGAGCAGAGCAGACUACAGAGGAUGAAGCAGGGAAAAAGAAGUUCAAUGAAACAUACGAUGUCGUUCUUUACCUUGGCAUAAUCGACAUUCUCCAGGAGUACAACAUUAGUAAGAAGAUCGAGCACGCUUACAAAGCUUUCCAAUUCGAUUCCUUGUCGAUUUCAGCUGUGGAUCCCACGUUCUACUCCAGGCGCUUCCUGGAGUUCAUACAGAAGGCAUUCCCUCCCAAUGCUGUCACCCUCUAAGAAGCCGUUCCCUCCAUCUUCCUUCCUUUCACUCCAUGAGGCACAGCAGAUUCUUGUUUUUUGUCGAACCGAUUGGCUCAAUGGCGACCACCACGAAUGAUAAUUCGACUUGUACAUUACAAGCCUUGUACAAACACGACUGAUUGAGCCCUAUACAUAUGCAUCAUUUCAUGUAAUGCCAUGCAUCUGCUGAUCAAUUGCUCUCUUAAAAAUUUGAUAUGGCCUGAGCAGUAUUUGAUCCUCUCAAAGAUUUAACACCUCUGGUAAAACAUUAAACCGCAAAUCACAACAUUCAGAGUUUCAGAUGACGACGACUAACAACUUUGAGGUGAAAUGUUUAAUCAUGAAUUUCAGGCAAUCAAAACAAAGGCUUGUUCUGAAGAGUAGCAAAGCAGAACAAAACUUCCCAAUUCGCUUAAGCUAAAGAGUACAAACACUUCUCUAUCGUAUGAUACAAACUUAUCCCAUAUUGGGUGGAGGUGGAGGAGGUGGAUGGACGCCUUGCCCUGGGAAACCCUGAGGCAUCGGAGGUCUGCCCAUCUGAGCACCAGGAGUGAAAUUAGCCAUCCCACUGCCGCCUGGCGGUGGAGGCGGAGCUGGUGGAGCCUCCCCUGGAGGCAUAGGUCUAGGACCGUUCCCCAUUUGGGGUGGAGGUGGAGGUGGCCUUGCUCCUCCGUCUGGAGGUGGGGGAGGGGGUAGACCCUGCGGUGGUGGCGGUAGGAGAGUCCUUGGAGGGACGCCAGGAGCAGACGUGCCAUUCGCUGUUGCCGCACCAGCAGCUGGAGGUUUGUUGGUCUCUGGUGGCUUGGUCUUAAAGUAUAGCUGUAACUUGAACAUCUUAGAGUCGGGAUCCCAAUGUGAGAAGAACUUGGGAGUUGACUUGUCGAUUUCUGUGCUGGGGACCUUGAAGGCAACAAUCUCAUAUGGUUCUGCUGCGAACAGAAGAUACUGGUAACUCUUGUCAUAGGACUGGACUUUCUGCUCAUAAGAUGACAUAAACCUGUGCCUUGGCUUUGUGUUGUCUUCGAUUUCGGGAUACUCGAUCUGAAAGAGAAGAGAUCUCUGCUUAGUCUCCGGAUCAAACUGCUUGGUCACACGGUACCCAGGUCUGCCGAUUUUGACUGUCUUGCGGAUGUUAACUUUGCGCUUGUUAGGCUGCGGGAGAGCUGGAGCUUCCUUGGCCUCGCGAGCAGCUCUCUUCGCCAAAUUGGUCUGGUGACGCUUCCCUUGGGUGUGAGCCAGGUAGUUCCCU